Messenger RNA from Stegastes partitus (bicolor damselfish), 2700 nucleotides. Its product is annotated as semaphorin-6B-like. NCBI's taxonomy places the organism in Eukaryota, Metazoa, Chordata, Actinopteri, Pomacentridae. The coding region runs from base 1 to 2700 and encodes 899 amino acids. Gene Ontology annotation, cellular component: plasma membrane. Gene Ontology annotation, biological process: semaphorin-plexin signaling pathway; axon guidance; positive regulation of cell migration. Gene Ontology annotation, molecular function: chemorepellent activity; semaphorin receptor binding. The record is from RefSeq and is a predicted model, not a curated record. The transcript has 16 exons.
AUGUGUGCUGCUGCCAUGGCAACCGUGGCUCCUCCCCUCACAUUUCUUCUCCUGCUGCUUCAACUGGCUGAUGGCUCAUUCCCAGAGGAACCCAGUCCACUCAGCUACGUCCCCGUAGAGGUGGUGAGGAGGUACCCAGUGUUCCUGGGCAGAGCUCAUCGUUCAGCUCAAAGACAGGAACUGCACAUCCAGACGGUCCUCCAAGUCAACCGCACACUCUACAUAGGAGCCAGAGAUGACUUGUACAGAGUGGAGCUGGAUAACAUGGCAGGUGAUGAGAUGUUCUACAGCAAGAAAAGGACAUGGGAAUCCAAUAAGAAUGAUAUUCGAGUGUGUCGGAUGAAGGGCAAACACGAGGGAGAGUGUCGUAAUUUCAUCAAGGUUUUGCUCAGCCAGCACGGCGGCCUGUUUGUAUGUGGAACAAACGCCUUCAACCCGCUGUGUGCCAACUACACUAGAGACACUCUAGAAAUGGUGGGAGAGCCUGUCAGCGGGAUGGCGCGCUGCCCGUAUGAUCCACGACAUGCCAACGUGGCUUUAUUUGCAGAUGGAGGUCUUUUUACCGGCACCGUGACAGACUUCCUGGCCAUCGAUGCGGUGAUCUAUCGCAGCCUCGGCGACAGCCCGGCCCUACGCACAGUCAAGCACGACUCCAAAUGGUUCAGAGAGCCCUACUUUGUGAGCGCCAUGGAGUGGGGGCCUCACAUUUAUUUCUUCUUCAGAGAGAUGGCCAUGGAGUUUCAUCAUCUGGAGAAGGUAAUGGUGUCCCGUGUGGCUCGGGUGUGUAAAGCAGACCUGGGCGGCUCCCAGCGCGUCCUCGAGAAACAGUGGACCACGUUUUUAAAGGCUCGGCUCAACUGCUCCGUCCCCGGAGACUCGCAUUUUUACUUCAACCUGCUGCACGCCACGAGCAACAUCAUCCACAUGCAGGGACGAGACGUGAUCCUGGGUCUCUUUUCCACGCCGCCAAACAGCAUCCCUGGCUCGGCUGUGUGCGUGUUUGACAUGCAGCAGCUUGCUCAUGUCUUUGAAGGCCGAUUUAAAGAGCAAAAAUCCCCAGAGUCUAUUUGGACACCUGUCCCGGACGAAGCAGUGCCGAAACCGAGGCCAGGAGGCUGUGCAGUGCAGGGAUCCAGGUUUAGCUCCUCUACCACGCUGCCAGAUGAGGUGCUGAACUUCGUGAAGACCCACCCACUAAUGGAUGAGACGGUUCCACUGUUGGGACACCGACCCUGGGUGGUCAAGACUAUGGGCCGGUACCAGUUGACAUCCAUGGUGGUGGACACAGAAGCCGGACCACAUAAGAACCGCACGGUUUUGUUCCUGGGCUCCACUCGAGGGACCAUCCUCAAGUUCCUCAUGAUUCCCAGCGGAGAUUCGGUCUCUCACAGCAGCGUGUUUCUGGAGGAGGUGGAGGGAUUCAACCCGGAGAAGUGUGGCGAGGACUCUCCUCAGGCUCGUCAGCUCUUGUCUCUGUCACUGGAUCGCAGCAGCCACACUCUGCUGCUGGCCUUCCCCUCCUGUCUGGUCCGAGUCCCCACAUCUCGCUGCCACCUUCACUCGCGCUGCAUGAAGAGCUGUCUGGCCUCCAGGGAUCCGUACUGUGGCUGGACGAGAGGCAGCACCUGCUCCUUCCUGAGACCAGGCACACGGCUCCCGUUUCAACAAGAUGUGGAAUAUGGAAACACCACCUCCCAUCUAGGAGACUGUGAUGGAAUUCUGCAGCAGAGUUUGCUGAUUGAACCCGAGAGCUUGGUCUCCCUCAACCUGCUCGUGGCGUCUGCAGUCUCAGCAUUCACCAUCGGGGCGGCGCUGUCCGGACUCGCUGUGUGCUGGAUCAUGGCCCACAAGCCCGCCAACCGUCGCCACGGCAGCACCUCCCAAUCCUCCAUCCAGCGCCGCGAAAGAGGCCUGCUGAGCAAUGGCGGCGGGAUGGGAGGCUCCGUGUUGAGUGUGACACGGCAGGGAGGCGGGGAGCGCCCCUGCUCUCAAGGCGGGGAGACCCUGUUUGUCAUGCCCAAUGGCUGGGUGAAGUCAGGAGAGCUCGACCCCGGUUUCCUGCCCACCCCUGAGCACACGCCCCAGCAGAAACGCAGAGGCCUGAGAUUGUCCGAUUCCAACUCUGGAGGGUGGGACACCAGCCAGACCUACCUGGGGGGAGGCUCUGUAGGUCUGGGAUCACCCUGCCGCAUGCCCCCCUCCGUCUACCUGACCACCAGACUCUUCCAGCAGGGCGGAGGCGGGAGACACGGCGGUGAGGGCCGAGGGAACGACACGCCACGCCAGCAUUACGUCUGCCUGAGCAAGCAAGAAAAAGCAGCAAAGGGGACACCCAAAGCCCCCCUCAGGAAGUCUGCGGGCGAAUAUGUCUACCCCAUGACCCCCCAGGACUCGCCUGAGCGUCGAAGGGUGGUCUCAGCACCCAGCGCCCCCAUGGAGUACAGCGAGCCGCUGCCUCUGCGCUGGCCAGCCCCGGAGGGAUACAUCCUCAGCAGCCACGGCAUGGUCCCCGUCCCCCUGCCGCCACCCUCCAUGCCCGCCCCCAGCAGCCAGGCGUACGUGUCCCAGCAACACACCCCCGGGCUGAGCAGGGCUCUGCUGAGAGGGGCCCUGGAGCGAGGGGAGCUGGGGGAGCUGGUGGAUCUCAGCCAGCUGAUGAGUAAGAAGAACUGCAGUGACAGGACUCAGACUGGCCAGUGA